GUUCUCAGAUGAAGCAUGGCUUUGAAACUUGGAGUUUGCUGCAGCUUUUCCUUUACUGCAUGUAGAAACAUUUUUAUUCCUGCUAUGGAUCAGUUUUCCCAAUUGCUUUAGAGACUGAAACAUCAUGGUUGUAGACACAAAAAAGAGUGUGUGUAUGUGGACUUCCUGGCUACAGAUGUGAGAAAAGAAAAUGGACACCUGCCUGCCAGAGUAAAUAACCUAUCCUGUUCUUAUGUGACUAUCAUACAUUUUGACUCAGGACUCCUGACUCACUGGUGUCUUUGUGCAAGAUGACUUCACAUAAGCACAGCUUUCAGUGUUUUGAUGCGGUUGUGGAAAAGUCAUCUUUUACUGCUGGGCAUAACUUUGUAUUACCGCACAAAAGCACAUUUGCCUCAACACACUUGGAGCAGCUGGAGAAUCGGAGAUGUUCCUUGUGUUCAGAAUCUCAGCAGGCCAAGCCAGUGACUUCAGAAGUCUCAGGGAAUCGGUCUGCUUUAUGGUUCCAAGCUCAAAGCCCAAGUCAGCAACAUACACCCAGAAGGCCCAUGCGUCCAGAGGGGGAUCUGGUAGACAGUGUUGCCCAUCAAAACCACAGUCAGCGCCACCAUUAUCACACCCACAAGCACUGCAAAAGGAUUGUGCUUGUGAAGAAUAGCAACCCGUCCAUCCAGAAAACCAUUCUGCUACACCACAAGCCUGUGCACAGUCUUAGUGUCUUUAUGGAUGAUGUUUCUGAUCUCAUGCAUUGUCUCAUCAGAAAGCUAUACACGCUGGAUGGUCACAAGAUUGACAGCAUCCAGAGUCUCUUACAGGGCCCUGGUGUUUUGGUUUGUGUGGGCCGUGAACCAUUCCACCCACUUUUUAAGGACAGUUUCCAAAAGAAUUCUGAAGAUAAGCUUCCAAAAUUGAUCCUGAAGCCACAGUCUAAUACCUACAAAAAGGAUCAGGGGUACAAGAAAAAUGUCAACAAUGGAGUAAAAGCGAAGAAAUCACCAGAUCCUUAUCCUAAAGCCAGAAAGAAUACACUGGAUGAAGACAUCGAAAAACGGGUACUUGUCAAUAAAGAUGGUAGCUUGUCAAUGGAGAUGAAAGUGCGGUUUCGACUGCUAAAUGAUGAGACAUUACACUGCUCUACUGAGAUUAAGAAAUCCUCAUGCACUUUUAAUGUGUCCUUUCCGGGACAAAACAAUGUGUACUCUCCUCACAGUAGCUAUGGCGAAAGUUGCUCAGCGGCAGAGUCCCUGUCUGCUAGUGACAUUGAUGAUGUGUGCAUUUCCAAACUUUACCAGAAGAAUAUGGAAGAGCCACAUUGUCAACACUGCUGCACACACUGUGAGAAGUAUGACAUUUGGAACGAUCCAGCCCUUAGUGAGCAAGAAACUCUUGGACACAUCGGAUCCUCUUGCUCAAGUGCUCCAUCGCAUAAAAUAAAAUGCAAGAAAGAUUCUUUUGACAGUAUACAUACAACAUCAUGUGAGGAAUACACUGAGCAAGUAGUAGAAAAGGAAACCUGCAUUCAGAAGACUGUUGUAGAGGGGGACAACGGUGACAACAUAGUUAGAUAUCGCACCAUUAGUCGUUGCUGCAAUCGUAGUGGAGUGUGUUCUGUUUCAACGAAGGCAAAGAAAGCAGGCUAUGCUGAUGAGAAGCAUGAAGAAAAUGAAAGCCCUCAUGCAUGCACUGAAAAAGUUCCCUCUAAAAAGAUUCAGCAUACAAGGGAGGAUGAAAGGCCUUUAUCUGUUGAAACCAAUUCCUCAGAUAUUCUGGCAACUUUUAAAGGGGAUGAAGAUAAUGAUGAACGUGAUAUCUCUACAUCCCAAAGUUGCGAAGAGAAUGAUGAAAAAACCAGAAAUACUAAAGUGAGCCCUUAUUCAUUCACACCCUCUAAGCCACUGGAAUCUCCGAAGCAGCCUUUAUCAACUAGGGCAUCAAGCACAGCUUCAUGUUGUUCAGUGAAAUCCAAAUCCUUCAGAAGGUUUGUAGUGAGAGAAACACAGGAAACUGUUGACCAAGAUAAAAAAAAUGCACCUUCCUCUCCACCACAUGAGUGUCAACAAAAAGAAUCAAUAGAUGUGGCUAUGGAAAAUGAUAUAUCUGAAGAGAAAUUGAAGGCAAUCAUGCAAUCAGAAGAUUUCUUAUAUACAGAAACUGGCAUGAGAACAGCAUCUGAUUUGUCAAAAACAUGUGAUGACAUUUCAGGGGAUACUGUAGAAACUUCUCGGUCAAAUAAAAAUGAAAGAUCAAAAGGCUUGUCAACACCACAAAAUCGACAUGCCCAUUUAAACAAUUCUAAUAAUUCUGUCGUAGAUGAACAAGAAUUUCUUAAAAUCAGCAAUUCAACUCAAAAAUAUUCAAUAAAAGAAGAGAAUAUUGAAGUGACAUCACUUGCCACAUUUGCUGAUUCAGACACAUAUCAGUCCCCAGUAACAAAAAACAAAUAUGAAGAACCAGCAGAUGCCACUCAAGAUGAAAGAAUUGCAAGCUCUAUGUCACCUAAAUCAAAUGAUUCAACAAGAUCAAGUCAGUCCAGAUUGUCUAUAGUCGCAUGUAAAGAAACAAGGGAAUCUAAACUGCAAAACUGGGAAAGAACCCAAACUGAAAUAUCUGUUGAUUCCUCUGCAUCUACAAUCUCAAAACAAUCAACAUUUACAUAUAAACAAGGUGAAGGGACUGAAGACCAGGCAGGGAAGAAAAUGCCUCAUGCACUGUCAAUGGUAUCACAAUCAUCACAAAUGUCAGAUCUGAAGACUUCUGAGUUUACAGGAAUGAAAGACUCAAUAGAAGACAGAUCUCCUAGCAUCAUGUCUGUCAAAUCUAGUGUCUCAGAAGCAACUUCUGUUAACCUUGUGAAAGUAGAGUCAUCUGAAAGCCUAAAAAGUGCUUUGUCAAUCAAGACAAAUACAUCAGAUCAAUCAAGAACAUCUAAAGUUUCAGCUGGAAUGCCAGUAGACAUGGAUACUGGACAUUUAAAGGAGCGAGUACCAAGUGUCAUGUCUGGUAAAUCUGAUGUUUCUGUAAAAUCUAAAACAUCAUAUAUCUUUGAUAGCAGCCCCUAUUCUAGUAAUGGAGAAGAUGCAAUAGAGGACUGUGCUCCAAGUGCAAAAUCAAAUAACUCUAAUAUUGCUUCAAGGUCAAAUACAACAAUGGUUUCAACCAUGGGCCCUGAAGAAGCAGAGCUUUUAGAGGAGAAAAGGCUAAAAAGACCCUCAAGUGUGAUGUGUUCUAAAUCUUGUAAAUCUGCUCCUUCUGUAAGAUCAGCAAAUACCAAAACAGGUGAUGGAAAAGAUGAUAAUACAGCUGAAAAUAUAGAGCAACUGCAGAGAUACAAGAGAUACAUAAAUGUAAUGCCUUCUAAUUUCAGUGAUUCAGAUCUAUCAAAGGGAGCCAAAACUUCUAGAGCUAUGCCGGACAAGUCUAAUGAUUUUAAAGACAAAUCGGAAGAGCAAGCUACCAUCACAAUGUUCACAAAAUCAAGUACCCCUACACAAUCAAAUAAGUCAGAAAUACUGGAAACAGCUGCGGGGGGAAUAAAGGGAAGACCUUCAAGUAAAUUGUCUUCAGUUUCAAAAGAAUUAGAAAAAUGCAUGAUUUUGGAAACAGCAAGGCAAUGCAACCAUACAGAAAAGAGACCUACAUGCAUUAUGUCAAGUACAGGUAUGGGGGAAAAAGAGGAAAGAUCUCCAAGUGCAAUGUCUUUAAAAUCAAGUGUUUCUGAAAAAUCUGAAAAGAUUUCAGAAGCAGCACAGGAAUGUGACCAUCCAGAAAACAGACAAGCAAGCGUUAUGUCCAUCACAUCAGUUGAAUCUAUGGAGUCAGCAGUUUCUGGUGUCCCAUGUGAAAAUGUGGACGAUGAAACAAAACACAGUGCUCAAAGGUCAGAAAAUGCAUUGUUGAUAAGAUCUCCAAGAUCUGGAAAGUCAAAAGCAAAGGCAACUGAUUGUGCAAUUGAUGGGUUAGAUACAGCACCAACUCAAAGUACAGUGUCAAGAAAAUUGAAUGAAUCUAAACCUUUAAAGAAAACGUCUGUUUUAGAAUGUUAUGAAGAACCCCAAAUACCAAACACAGAACAAGUAGUAGAGAGAUCACCUAUUGCAGUCUCUGCUAAAUCUAACACCUUUGUCAGAUCAGAGAAGUCAGAUACACAAUCAAACAGAAAAGUGAAGAAACCACAUCUUAACACCACUUCUCCAGAAUCUAGAACGUCUGCCAAAGAUGAAAGGUUAAGCAUAUCAAACAGUUCUCCAAAUGUCGAUGAUAUUAAAUCUGAGGAAGCUUGUGAUAUUAAGAUAGAGGAAAGAGCAGCAAGUAGCAUGUCGACCAAAUCCAGUGUAUCCUCUAGAUCUAUGGAAUCCAAUAUUUCAGCUUUGUCUGGUGGACAGACUGACACUGAAAAUUUCAAUAGAAGGUCUGAUAUUGCUCUGUCUGCGUUAAAGAUAUCCAUGACAGACUAUUCAAAUAAUGCUGACAAUGAAGAGAGGGUGUCCAGUGCUUUAUCCAAAAGUUCUAACAGUUCAGUUCACCACAAUUCUGAAAGGGUUUUAACUCCAGCAAGCGCUUCAGUAUCCAUUGGAAUUGUAGAGGAAUAUGAUGAUGAUAAUGUUGAAGAAGACUCCAAUGUGUCUUUGGCCUCAGUACAUUCUACAUCACAUCUGAACUCAAAAACUAUGUGUUGCAAAGAUUCAUCAAAAGCGAUUGAAAACAAAAAUCAGCAGUACGGGCAAACACCAGAAGACAGCAAUAAAAGUUCAACAGGGACAAUUGUCUCAGAUAUAUCAAGGAAAUCAGAAUGCACUCAGAAGAACUCUAUUCAGGCAAUAUUAGACAAUGAAGUGGCAAACACUAAAUCUACAAAAAAAAGCUCCAAGAAAUCUUCCAAUCACAGUUUGAGCAGCAGGUCCUCUAAAAUUGUAGGCAGAACUUUCCCAGCAGUGCCUGACCAACCAAAUAUAUCCAAUACACUGCUACAUUUGGAAGCAAAUGGACAUAAUGGUAAAGUUAAUGACAAAUGUCACAGUGUAGAUGAACGAUUCAAAAGCAAUCUUUCAGGUUACCGACACUUUAAAAAACAAAAGGAAGAGAUUUCAAGGCCACAUUCAGCAGAUAUACCUUCAACCACAGUUUCAGGGAAGAAAUCCACAGAGCCGGUUAUUUUCCUUGGUGUCUCAAAUCAUCAUUCGAAUCCAUCAAAUGAAAAUACCAACAAAUUAAAUGGUUCUCUGGGUGCUACAGAUUGUAGUAGGAAUGCCAUUGAUAACCAAAGUGAAAAAAACAGUAACUCUAUUUACAGACACAGCAGCAGCUCUUCGCUCGGAAGGCAGAAAAGAACUCCUGUGAGUUGGUCCCAUCUAUCUUACCGAGUUCUUCUCCUAGAGAAGUAGAAUGAGUGGUUGGAAAAAAGUCCACUAGAUUGUGCUUUAUAUGAUGUUGGGGACGAAUUCCAUGAGAACUGUAAGGAAGGAGAACCAUUAAAUAUGUCAGGAGAACUUACACAAUAUGGAAGUGGAAAAGAAAGUGAUGGAGAAGCUGAUGCAGUUGUGCCACAAAAGGAGCAUCCAGUAGUUGAGAAUAAUGAGGACACAGUGGGUGAUAUAAAAGACACUAUGAAAGGGCUUGCAGUUGAAGAAAACAAUCAACCCUGUUAUUUUCCUGAAGUCCCUUCUUCUGUCCGGCUUAUGAAAAUUUUACUUAGUCCCAAACUUGACCGAUGUAACAGUUUACCAGAAGUAUCUCCUGUUUAUGGUAGAAGACUUAGCACAUCCGCAAGAGGGUUUUUAGACAGCCUGGUUAACCUUCACUUGUUAGAUUUUGAUUCCAAGGAUGUGAAUGACAAAGCUGAAAAGUACAAUGAUCUCAUGAACAUGCUUCAAUCUCUUUGGCUAUGUGAUCCUUCGGACAGAUUAGCAAUCAUACCGAAAAACAAAUGUACCAAACAACAGUCUAUGAAUGAAAAAUUCAAUGUCAAGCCAUCCUCAGCGGUAGAUCUUAACAGUAGCUCCCAAGACUCUGGAAAGAGUAGUGCUGAUGAGAGCAUGAUGGCUCAAAAAUCCCAAGCAAAUACAGCAGGUGAUGCCACUGAGAUAUUGACAAAUGUACAAGACACUGAUACAAAAGAGAAGACAUUUAAUGGAAUAGAAACAAAAUCUGAUCCAGCAACCCCUGAUAUUGCAAGUCGGAGCCGAUGGACACCAGAGAAUGGGGCUGAGGAGAAUAUGCAUGUUGUCUCAGAUUUGAUAGACAGAAGAAACAAUUAUCGAAGAGAACUUACUGACAGAGCAUCCAUUUCAAACAAGAGCUAUGGAAAUUAUAGUACUGCUGAUCAAAAGCUAACUGACCAUGAAGAAGAUGCAAGUUCAGAAUCUCAAACAUCAGAGCAAUAUUCUGAGUUAACAGAAAAUGUUUUUCAAGAUCACGAUCCUGUGUGGGUUCUGAAUCUGUUGAAUAAAAUAGAAAAGCAGUUUAUGACACAUUAUGUCACGUCAAUGGCUGAAAUUAAAGUCCGCUGGAACUUAAAUGACAAUGAGCAGCUUGACAUCAUGAUAUGUGAAUUAAGAGAUGAGGUCCAUAAAAGAAUACAAGCUAGCAUACACAAUGAACUCAGAAAAAUACAGGCUCAUGCAGGACGACCUAAGCCACCAAAACAAAGCAUGUCACGUGGAUCAAGUGUUUUAACUAAUCAAAGGCACAGGCGUCUAAAAGUAAGUCUCAACCAGUCUGUAGAUCCAGCAGUGAACGCUGAUGACGACAACUCAGCAACAAACGAUGAUGAACACUGCCCAUGUGACACAUGCAUUAAAAAGAAAGCAUCACCAAGGCCUGUGUUAACAAUGGAUGUCUCGAACUGUGCUCCAAAAAUAUUAGACUUUGAUUUGAGAAAUAUUCUCCAUUUAAAAAGAAACCUUCCCUCAAAUAGCAAAAAAAAUGUGAUAGAAACUGGAAACAAAGAACAACUCACAGAGGUUCCAAAUCUGGUCGAAGAUGCUUUACUCGACAGCUCCAAGAGUGAGGUGAAGCAGGAGAUAGAAUGUGAAUUUAAAUUAUUAGAACAGGAACAAAAUGAAUCUGAAAAAUCUAAUCAUAAAGUUCUUGAAUAUGCCCAAACUUUUGUGGAAAGCAAACAACAUGAGGUUAAAACAUCAAGUGUUGAAACAGGAGAAGAGACAGCAGAAGACAAAACAGACAAAAAAGAGUCAAUAGAAGAAGAAACAAAUGAAGGCAUUGAGGUUACAGAAGGAGAAAUGUCUGAAUCUGAACCCGAAGAAGGAGAAGAAAUAUACAAGGAUGAAAACAAGAAGCAUGAGGAUGCUGAAACUGAAACUACAUGGAACAACAUGUCAGAGAAACCUGAUACAGCAGAAAAAAGAGAAUUAGCUGGAAUAGAGGAAGAAAGGGGAGCUAACCAUAAAUCAGAUGGAAUAACAUAUUUAGAAGAUGGAACAGUUGAAGAUGAUACUGCAGAGGCAGAGAAAAGUGAAAGCACAGAUACAGAACAAAGAGAUGGAAAUGAUUCAGCUAAAGAAGAUGUAUAUAUAAAGAAAAUAAGCAAGGAGAACAGUGAAGAUGACUUAUUGGAUGAGGAAAAGGUCAUUGAACCUGCAGAAGAUGGAGAUAUAACUGAGCAUGAGUCUGCAGAAGGGGCUAAUCCAAUGAACAAUGAAUCAGCAAAAGAAGGUGAAACAGACAAUGAUAAAUUAGAUGGGGAAGUAUCUGAAACAACUGAAGAUAGAGAGACUAGCAGGGACAAUUUGGCAGAUGUGGGAGAUAUGAGUGAAGCUAAAGCAAAAGAAGAAGAUGAAGCUACAGAAACAAGUAACACUCAAACAGUGGAAAAUACAUUUGAUGAUGCAACAGAAGAAUAUAAAGAAACACCUACAGCUAAAACCACAGAAAUUGCUGAUGAUGAAAAAGCGGAUGAUGCAGUGGCAGGUGAUGCUGAAAACAGAGAAACAGAUGAUAAUGAAACAUCAGAUAUUGAUGAAACUGUAGAUAGUGGAAACACAACUAAAGCCAAGACUGAAGAAUGUGAUGAAGCACAUGAUGACGGAACAUCAGAGGAAGGAAAGUCUGUUGAAGCUGUAGUGGUGGAAGAUGAGCAGACAGAUGAAGCAGCAGAAGAAAAUGGAAACAAUAAUAAAGAUGAUGAAAGAACAGAAGAGUCAGAGAGGUCCAAAUCUGAAGUAGCAGAAGAGAUUGUUAAAAAUGAAAUAGUUAAAGGAGAAGAAGAAGGAAAGGUGAAUGGAGACGUAUUUAAAACUAAAGCUUUAAAGGACUUUGUUGGAGACAGAAUGAAUGUAGAGAAUAUACAGAAAACUGGACCUACAAAUAAAGAAAAAACAGCUAAUGCAAUAGCUAAUUAUAAAACUGCAGACACUAUAGAGAUGGAUACAAGUCAAAGUGAUGAUGGUGAAACAGCUGGUGAUAAAACACCAAAUAACAACACGAUUGAUCACGGAACAGCAGAAGAUGGGCAGACACUAUAUGAUGACAUCACAGCUGAUGAUGGACCAUCAGAAGAUGGAGAGACAACAAAUGACAGCACAUCUGAUGAUGAAACAGCAGUAAAUGGAGUGACGCCAAAUGACAACACAGCUGAAGAUGAACAGACACUAAAUAAUGACAACACAGCUGAUGAUGGACCAUCAGAAGAUGAAGAGACAACAAAUGACAACACAGCUGAUGAUGGACCAUCAGAAGAUGGAGAGACAACAAAUGACAACACAGCUGAAGAUGAACAGACACUAAAUAAUGACAACACAGCUGAUGAUGGACCAUCGGAAGAUGGAGAGACAGCAAAUGACUACACAGAUGAUGAUGGAACAGCGGAAGAAAGAGAGACAACAAAUGACAACACAGAUGAAGAUGGACAGACACUAAAUGAUGACACAGCUGAUGAUGGACCAUUGGAAGAUGGAGAGACAGCAAAUAACUACACAGAUGAUGAUAGAUCAGCAGAAGAUAGAGAGACGCCAAAUGACAACACAGCUGAAGAUGGAACAGCUGAAGAUAAACAGACACUAAAUAAUGACAACACAGCUGAUGAUGGACCAUCGGAAGAUGGAGAGACAGCAAAUGACUACACAGGUGAUGAUGGAACAGCAGAAGAAAGAGAGACACCAAAUGACAACACAGUUGAAAAUGGACAGACACUAAAUAAUGACACAGCUGAUGAUGGACCAUCGGAAGAUGGAGAGACAGAAAAUAAUGACACAGCUGAUGAGGGAAGAGAAGAAGAUGAAAAGCUUCCCAAAUCGAAGAUGGAAGAGGUUGAUGAGACAAGUGAAGCUAAAACAGCAGAAGAUAAUCAAAGAGCAGAUGGACAGACAGGAGAUGAUGAAGAAACUGGUGGUGAAACGACCACUGAAACUGAAAAUGAAGAGAAUGAAGAAACAGCUGAGGCUAAAACAGAAGAUGGAGAAACAGCAGAUAGUCGAACUACAGAAGAUGAGGAAACAGUUGAUGAGAGAAAAGCAAAAUAUGAUUAUUCUGCCAAUAAACUAGCACCAAUAACAGAUGUAACAAAUGACAGUGAAUGUCUAGAAAAUGGAGAAACACCAGGAAAUUUAAAUGGAGAAACACAUGAAAGUAACACUACUGAAGCAGUCAUCAAUACAUACAAUAUUAAAACAAAACAAAACUCAGAGAGGUUGCAAUUAAAUCAAGACACAGAGACAUCUGGAAGUAAACGAUUUAAUGUAAAUGUCUAUUCGGUAAACACUCGAGAGUCAGAUGACGGCGGAGAUGAGGCUGAGGAUGACACUGAACCUGUUGUUGAAACAUAUGGAAAGACCCAAGGGAUAAAAAUUCCUGCUACACAGCCAACAAAAUGGCCACUGUGUAAAGAUGACCAAGCUGAUAAAAGAACAAUAGCGUCAUUUAAGUCUACUGUGAAAAUGUACACAGAUUCUGAGGAUGGAGAAGAUGCGGAUGGGGAGGAUUCAGAAACCGAAGUAUACAAGGAGAGCAGUGUUGAAAAUGAAGAAGAUUAAAAACCAUUAAGAUGAAGUGAAAAUAAAAUAUUUUGCAAACAUUUGUGAGGGAAAAAAAAUCCACUGUAGAUGGGGAAGAUGGUGGUCUAUGUCUUUGUUGUUUGAACAGGAAUCAUUGAUAUCAUGGGUAAAAGGUGUUCUGAUUUUUGUCUGUCCUGUUUGGCUGAAGCUGUGUCCAUGAUAUUCUCAAAUUCUUGUUCUUGGCUGAUAAGCAUGGAACCUGUGGCCUUUUCUUGUUGUGCUCCGCCAGCAUUUAGGCUUGAUGGUUUGUGCAUGCUGAGAUGCUUUUCUGCUCACCAUGACUACAGUGAUUAAGAGUAUACAAUAUCCUUUUCUGGUAGCACCAAACAAUCUAUCAUUUCACCAUUAUGUGAAAACUCUAGAGACCAGCAGACCAUGAAUUACUCAAGCCAACUGUUCCAAACAUACAUCCAUCCUUUUUCCAUUUUUGGUGUUUCAAUUAAACACAAAUGGAAGCCCUUGAGCUGUACUGGCAUUUUAUACAUUAGGCUGCUCCAACAUGAUUGGUUGAUUAGAGAACUGCAUAAAAGAGCAGGUACACAGGUGUUCUUAUAGUGGACUUUUAAUCUAUGUGUAAUUGUGAUAUUACAUGCAAUAUGUUGUUAUGCAAAUGUCUGGUUUAGGUGCAAAAAAACACUUAUAAGAAGUGAAAAUAUUAUUUAUGUAACAUUCUGCAAACUUAUUGAUAUUUAAAUCAUAUUUACGUAUUUGGUUGUAUUCAUUUUUUCUUGUUGGUAAAUAGUAGGAAUGUAAAAUAAAAUAAAAAUAUGCCCCAUAAAAAUCAUGCUCCUGUGAAAAGAUCGUGAGUAUCACUUACCUGUCUGUUGAUAACCCUAAAGCAUAUCUAUGUAAAUAGAAAUAAAAAUGCAUGUAUAGCGCUGAUCCCAUAUGAUUGGCUGAUUGUAUGAUUGUGUAAAUUGUGCAUAAAAGUGUUCUUAAUAAAGUAAAUGUAUACAUAUUUAUACAGCACUG
This is a messenger RNA of Silurus meridionalis, 10979 nucleotides long. RefSeq names its product rp1 like 1b (gene rp1l1b). Gene Ontology annotation, biological process: photoreceptor cell development; axoneme assembly; retina development in camera-type eye. Lineage: Eukaryota; Metazoa; Chordata; Actinopteri; Siluriformes; Siluridae. The record is from RefSeq and is a predicted model, not a curated record. Gene Ontology annotation, cellular component: axoneme.